Messenger RNA from Polypterus senegalus (gray bichir), 2970 nucleotides. Its product is annotated as pyrimidine-specific ribonucleoside hydrolase RihA-like. Gene Ontology annotation, molecular function: hydrolase activity, hydrolyzing N-glycosyl compounds. The transcript is spliced from 6 exons. Bases 113 to 1069 code for a protein of 318 amino acids. The record is from RefSeq and is a predicted model, not a curated record. Lineage: Eukaryota; Metazoa; Chordata; Cladistia; Polypteriformes; Polypteridae.
UCGUUUUUUUUUUCCUAUCGCCGCACAGCACGACCAGUCGCCUUUAAUACUAAAAACGGCCUUUUACAUUGGCGCCCGUUUCUCUCUUCAGAUUUAGCGCAGCUUUCAAGCAAUGUCUAAAUUACUGCUGGUUGAUGUCGACUGUGGGGUGGACGAUGCUCAGGCUCUGAUGAUGGCCCUGGCAGUGCCUGAUGUGAAGAUUCUAGGGAUAACCUGUGUUCAUGGAAACACUUCGCUUGACAACAUCUGCAAAAAUGUGCUCAGAGUCCUCAAAGUCUGCAAUAAACUUGAGAUUCCAGUUUAUCGAGGUUUGGCAAGACCCCUUCUUCAGGAACCCUUGACUCCCUCUGAUUUCCAUGGGAAGGAUGGAUUGGGAGAUGCCUCUGACCCAGAUGCCCCUGGAUUAGAGCUACUGCAAAAGGAAGGAGCUGUAGAAGCUAUGAUCAGGAUAGCUAAUGAAAAUGAAGGCCAGGUUUGUUUGGUUGCUACAGCCCCGCUGACAAACCUAGCAUCAGCAGUGAAGCGCGACCCCAGUUUUCCAAAGAGGUUGAAAGGGCUCUACAUUAUGGGAGGCAACAUGGAAUCAAGAGGAAAUACAACUGUAUGUGGAGAAUUUAACUUUGCAGCUGACCCUGAAGCAGCCUACAUUGUUUUGAACGAAUAUCUGUGCCCAACCUACAUUGCUACUUGGGAGUUUACUUGUUACCAUAAUUUAUCCUGGGAAUUUUGUUCUGAAUGGAUGAACCAGGACACAGACAAAGCCAGAUUCAUGAAGAAAAUCUUUGCCCACAGCAUUAAGCACUCGGAAUACAUUGAAUCAGAGGAUGAAAUGCUUGCCGUCUGCGGGUUUAUAUCUUGUGACUCCUAUGCAAUGGCUGCAGCUCUCGAUCACUCCUUUGUGACACAAGCCUGCACGUGUGCCGUGAGCGUGGAGUUGUCAGGAAAGCUGACAAGGGGAAUGAUGGUAGUGGACAACAUGGGUAUGCUGAAGAAAGAGCACAAAGUCACUAUCAUGAGGAAGUGUGAUUUGGAAAAGUUUAAGAAACUAAUGAUGGCUGCUUUGCAAUAAUUGGUGUCAUCUGAAACAUUCCUAAGCCUGGGAUAAUCAAGAUCUCUAGGACUGUUUCAAGUAUGAAGGCACGUUACCGUGGGAUCGAGAAUUAAUACAUUUUAAUCAAUUAAUUAAUCAAUAUUCAUUUUUCUUAAGAAAAGCAGGAAAACUGAAGAGUAUUUGAAAUGUAAUCUAUUUUAUGACACCAUGUACUCUUUUCAGACAUUCAUCCGUCUCUUCAUAUUUGAGCCCAAUUAUUCCAACAGUGACCUUCAACAUUGCAGUGUGAUGAAUGGAUUAUGAGUGGCAGAGGGGAACAUUGGUUAGCACUAUUGCCUCUCGCAUCGGGCAUACCGGGUGGUCUCCAGUUUUUCUCCUGCAGCCCAAAGAAGUGUGUGUUGGGUUAAUGGGCGAUUCUAAAAAGUGCCCCCCAGUCUGUGGAGGCCUGCCAUCUCCUCCAGGGUUAUGCCCGGUGCUGCCAGGACUAGUCAUUGGGCCUUGUGUGUUGUCCUGUGCCCUAAGAGUUAAUAGAUUGUACUUUAGGAAUUAGAUUCUUGUCAUGCUAUUUUUUAUAUGUCUCUCUGACUGUAAAUAAUGGCCCGUGUUUUUUGCUUUCAUUUGGAUCACAUUCAUAUCUGUAAAUGCCCACACAAGGAGUGGAGUGUGUGUUCAAAUAAUGAUCUUUUGCGUACGUUUUCUCUGCUCAACAUUGAUAGUAAUUGUAUUUGUAUCCUUAUAUGCACAGAGCACAGUGCGAUUGGAGGGGAGUGAGGAUUGUCUUUUAUUUAAUCUACAGAGUAAUAUCUUUGUCUCAACCCAUAAGGGCUAUGAUUAAACCUGCCCCAGAGUUAGAGUGCAAUGUACACUUCUGAAAUUCAGCUCUGGACACUGGUACGAUGCAUAAUCUGCCUCAUGUGAAUGUCUCGCCCAUUACAGUUAUUCUUGCAAAUGGAGACCCACUUUAGUGUGUCUUGUGACUUUGUGUCAGGCAUGUGCUGCAUAUGGAAGCGCACACUGGCACUGAAAACCUUACAAGACGCGCUCUAAAUCAUGCGUGCACAUAAACGCACAGACUGUGUUAAAGAUCUGAGUAACAUUUGUUGGCCGUACACAAACAUUUUUGCUUCUUUAAUGUAUUCUUUAUUUUACCACUAAUUUAACUUCAUUAACUGGUAAUUGAAGUGCAGCUUAGGCUUCUAUAAUCUUAGAAUUUUGUUUCUCAGAGGACACAUUUGCUGCUAGAAAGCAAUGUUAUUCAGCAGCUUGAUUAGACAACUAACACAUUUUUUGGCUGUGGGGAGACUGUCCAGUCAUCAUCUCUGUAUCUCCUAAGCAGCACCUCACCACUGCUAGCACCCAACACAAAGGUUUACGGUAUACUGAUUAAACAAACCAUGUAGCAGGUGGUGAUUACAGGCUCACUUCCAUCCAAUAAGACCCUCAAAAGGUGACGAGUUGCACUGGAGUGAGGUGGUGGGAAGUAAGCUCAGUUAUGCGUCUGGACCCUUCCUCGAGUGAGCACUGAAAUAAUAAAGGUCAUUUGCUGCCAGCUUUUACCAGGGAAACACCCACUGCCAUGGUACUCAAAAGGAAUUUCCAUUUUAUUACACAGUAGCUACUCGGCCAGCCCUCGGUUAUUUGUAUACUUUAUCAGGUUGUUUUUUGGUUACUUGUGAAAUUGUACUGCUUGUGACCCCCCUUAGUUUUCAGGACUGUUCUUGUUGCAGUUUUCCAUUUUUUUUUAUUCUGCUACACAUGAAAAAUACAUUUUGAAUGAAGCAUAGGAAUCACAUACUGAAUUUACAUGAAACCACCAGAAAAUGUUGAUUAUGCUAGCUCAUAAAUGUAGUAUUUUCUGAAAGUUCUUAAUUGUUUGUUAUACCUAGUACAGAAUAUUUGAAUGUUGGUUGGUUGUUUCA